This is a messenger RNA of Aspergillus pseudonomiae, 3369 nucleotides long. RefSeq names its product WD repeat-containing protein. The record is from RefSeq and is a predicted model, not a curated record. Gene Ontology annotation, molecular function: protein binding. Lineage: Eukaryota; Fungi; Ascomycota; Eurotiomycetes; Eurotiales; Aspergillaceae. The transcript is spliced from 5 exons. The coding region runs from base 1 to 3369 and encodes 1122 amino acids. Gene Ontology annotation, cellular component: Cul4-RING E3 ubiquitin ligase complex; cytoplasm. Gene Ontology annotation, biological process: negative regulation of fatty acid biosynthetic process.
AUGAAGAACUCACCGUAUGACCGCCUCUGGCGCCGGGAAAUAGGGGAGCCGUCGCGCCUUGCCAGUAUUCGCGGGAUCUAUGGAUCUAAGGAAUGGGUAGACGAUCUAGACAUCGUCAACGAGCUGGGUGGACAUACAGGCUGUGUUAAUGCAUUAUGUUGGUCACGAUCUGGCCAGCUUCUCGCCUCAGGAUCCGACGACCAUUAUGUGAAUAUCUAUUCCUACCAACCCGAGUCGUCAUCGGCACCCUUUUCCCUGAAUACCACUCUCCAUACUGGCCAUAGAGCGAACAUAUUCUCCGUCAAGUUCAUGCCACACUCAAAUGAUCGUACCUUGGUAACAUGCGCUGGUGACCAUCAGGUUCGGGUCUUUGACAUCGAAUACUCUAGCAGUAAUGGUAAUCUUGAGGCUACUUCUGCUUUUACUGCCUCCGCCCGCAGUCGGCGAUUCAACAAUUUUUUCACAAAUACCCGGUUCCUGACUGCAGAGAAUACAAAUAGCCGUGUCUAUCGUAGCCAUGCGGAUCGUGUUAAGCGUAUUGUCACUGAGUCGUCCCCGUAUCUAUUCCUGACGUGCUCCGAGGAUGGUGAGGUACGACAAUGGGAUCUACGUCAGCCUUCCUCCGCGUAUCCUAAGCCGUUAGGUGGCCAAGGCCCCAUGGCCUAUCGGCCGGGGGUGGUGCACGAUGAUUCGAAUGUUCCUCCACCCCUGAUUUCUUACAAACGGCAUCAUCUGGAUCUCAACACCAUAUCGUGCUCUGCUACUCAACCCCAUUACAUUGCGCUGGGCGGUGCUCAUCUUCAUUGUUUUCUCCACGAUAGGCGUAUGUUGGGCCGCGAUUUGCUCAAGGAGAGAGGGGACCCGGGCGGCUCUCCUCGGAUCGGCAGUGAUCGCGAGGACGAGCUGAUGAGUCAAGCGACAAGAUGUGUUCGAAGAUUCGCACCCAAUGGCAAGCGCCGGAUGAAACCGCGGGACAACGGACAUAUCACUGCCUGUAAGAUCAGUGAUGUCAACCCGAACGAGAUGGUGGUUAGCUGGUCGGGUGAUCACAUUUACAGUUUUGAUCUCAUUCAAAGCCCCGAUGCCAGAGAAGCCGAGUCAGCACGCCAAAGGUCCCCACAGGAAACCCAGUCUCCGCGUAAACGACGGAACUCAAAGAAUAGAAAGCGCAAGCGUCGAAAUGGCGCUUCGAUAUCAUCUUCCGAGUUUAGUGGUAAUCGGCAUCAGUCUCGCCGGCGGUCCCACGAGCAACCAGACGAUGACGAACUGAUGAUUCGCGCACGGUAUGGGAACGGCGAAACAGGGGAUGUUCCGCUAUCAGCGGUCUCCGCGUCUACUCCUGGUGCGUCAAGGCGUGCAAGGAAGCAAGCAAGGUAUCCUGUUUUGAACGAAGCGCAAAGACUCAGCAUGCGUAUUGCCAGAGCUCUAGUUAAGCUCCGCAAGGCUUUGUUCUCACUAGAGGCCACUGUACGAGAGGCAGGCGAAUCGCCGAGCCAGCUAAAUCAGACCCUCUAUGUUGAUUCCUUUUCAACGGCGCUGACACUGGCUUCGGAAUAUCUCCCAAAGAUGGAGGAAGUCAUGCGAACGUGGGGAUACCCUCUCAAUCCUUCUUCUGAUGUGGUCAGGUUCCAACAGGCUCUUCGUCGAAACAGGGAGACAACCUGGAGAUUUGUCCAAGCCGCAGGAACGUUAGCCCGCGUUCUGGGAGGCGAGCUCCGCGGAAACUCCCUCCCUGACGUGCCGUUUAUGCAAAUCAUGCCUGCGCCCGGAGAGGGCAAUACUAUCCCUGAAGAGGCUCAAUUCGGCUAUGAUUUCCUAAAGGCCAUACUGCUGUUUUUGGAAGGAGGUAGAGAGGCUAUCAUUUCAGGAUUCAAGCGUAGUAAUGAACAUCGGCGGAGUGCGUCACGGUAUCCUUUGUCUGACGAAGCUGAUGACAGUGCCAUUGAAUCGGAGCUAGUUCCUUAUCUUCAGAGACUUGCGGGUGACACGCCUGUCGUGAACGUUGAUGCCUCGAGAUUCGAACACGAUAGCACACGUGUACUUUUUCCGAACCAACGCGCAGCAGUGACGGCUUUUGCAAACGUUGUGAAACUCCCACUCGAAGACCUAGAAAACGCUGCUGCGAGAACCCAUGAUGGUGACGGUCAUUCUGAUACAUCCCAUAUCCGCUCCCUUGAUCGAACAGCGGUACGGCGGUUCUGGGGCAUAAAGGUCGCUCGUGGUAUUUUAAUUGAGGCAGGUUCGGGAGUAAAUUACUCAUUUGCCAACCGUGCAUUCGGUGGGUUGCGUACAGUAAUAGAAGACGAAUCUUCUGAACCCGAAGGCGAAACAGGCCCAGAGAGGUCGCAAACUGACAUACGGCCCGAUUUUGAAGAGUAUCAGAUUUUCGAGCAUCUCCACAUGUUGUCUGCCAUGAAUUCUACCGAAGAAGCCUUGAUUUCAGGCGGCGGAGGGCCCGAUGCUACUUUUGGGUCUGUAUCCCAGGUUAUUCUCACUCCAUCGACUGACGCUGAUAGCGAGACAAGUGACCACAGUUUUUCCGAGCCGCACGCCAGUGAUUCUGAUAGUGACGAGAGUAAUUCUGAUCAUGAUGAGAGUGGAUCUGAUGUAGCUGUGGAGGAAGAUGAUGAUGAAGAUGAUGAAGACGAUGAUGAUGAUGAUGAAGAUGAGGAGGAUAGUAGUGACGACGAUAAUGACGAUGACGGGUUUGACAUCGAUAACAGCUCCGAAGACGGUUAUGAUAGCGAUGAAAUGCUCGAGCCUGAAGAGCGUAUGCUCCGCCUCAACGGCUUGAGAACAUCCCGAAGAGAGGAGGCGGGUCUCGACGUGCCGUGCUCCUCACAUACCAAAGUCUACCGCGGACAUUGCAAUGUUAAAACAGUCAAAGAUGUCAAUUUCUUUGGUUUGAAUGAUGAAUACGUGGUGAGCGGCAGCGACAUGGGGCAUCUGUUCAUCUGGGACCGGAAGACAUGUGACUUGGUCAAUAUUCUGGAAGGUGAUAGUGAAGUCGUCAACGUUAUACAAGGCCAUCCAUACGAGCCGACCAUCGCGGCUUCUGGAAUAGACACUACUAUCAAAAUUUUCUCAGCCGACAGAAAUGCACAGGAGAACGCUCGCCACGGCAUCAACAUUCUGAACCCUGAGAGCCCAGCUAAUGUGCUAAGUCCGAGUGUCUCAAACAUCGGUGGGCUCAACAGCUGCAAGCGCAUGCACGAUAGCUACCAGAUAAUGAGUCAGAAUGAUGUCGAACGUCAAGGCGGGAUGGCCGAUGCAAACCUCACAAGAGAGAUGCUCUCCCGGAUUGCCGUAAGCAUCAGACAUGGUGGAGGACAAGGAAUUGUCGUGGAUGAGAAUUGCAACAUGAUGUGA